AUGGGUGAUGAUAUCGGUGAACACACAGAGCGGCUUUGUCUCGCGAUCGUAUCAAAUGAUCUACGUGCCGUUCAGGAAUGUCUCAACCAGGAAAGAACAGACGUCAAUCGGCGCCACUGCACCAAGCGGACCCCGCUACAGAUAGCUUGUGUGGACUCUUCUCCGGAGAUAGUCCAGCUACUCAUUGACCACGGAGCGCGAAUCGCAGCCCGAACGCCAGAAGGUGAUACCUCGUUGCACUUGGCAGCCGCGCGCGGGAGCAUUGAAAUAAUCCGAAUUCUUUGCGCCAAAAGUGAUAGAAAUCGAAAUAUUGCGCAAGAAAAUGGAUUAUAUGUAUCCGAGCCACUGAAGUCGAUUAAAACUACAGAGGCAGUGGACCAGGGUGACUCCAACCCCCCGGCAGCCAGCGCCCCCGUUUCUCUAGUCAAUGUCAAGUUGAGGGAUGCAAAUAAUCUGGCACCAACAGGAGAUUAUCUAGAUGAGGAUGAGUCGGGUAUCGAUAUCUUGGAUCCCGACAGUGUGUCUUGGGAGAUAUUCUGCUCUCCUUUGCAUCUUGCAAUCUUACACGGGCAUGUUGAUUCUGUGAAGGAGCUGGUGUCCUUUGGUGCCAACGUUAAGAAACCAAUUACGAUAUACGAGAAGAAGCAUUUUUUUCUCGAAAACCCCAAAGCGCAUGAAAUGGCAAAGACUUUACUUCAACUAGGUGCACCGAUCGCCGAGGCAGAUUUGAAUUACACCACGCCAUUGCAUUAUGUCGCCGCCAUGAAAGAUACCAUCCCGUUGGAGAUCUUUUUUCAGGCCGACCGAGAGCAGACUCUGCGGACCAUGGAUCAUUUGUCGCUUGGAAAUCGCAUGAGUGGAUUUGGACUGUAUUCACCGCUAUCAACAGCUAUUCGUGCAGGAAACCUAAAACCUGCCUUGGAGUUGCUUGACGCUGGUGCAAAGCCUAUUAUUGAAUUCGAUGAUUACGUCUCUACUAUCAAAUCGGCAUACCCGGGUAAUUCGUCACGCAACAUCUACAUGGAUUUCCAAUCAACCACACAGCCUAUCAUGGCUGCGCUGCAUAAGGAUUACCCUGCCAUGGUUUUCAAUAUGUUGAGAAAAGGGGCCGAUCCGAGUGAUCACAGACACUGGGGACCGCACGUGGGAGAAUCUGUUCUGGACAUCACACGGCGGAAGAUCAGAGAGAUGCAGGAAUAUCUAUCUGAGUCGCAGAUUCCAGUCGAAUCUGAACCACCCGCUUUACUUCAGAGUCAAGAUCACGAGUACCUAAGUGAUUUACCAGAUGGUUCCUAUGCUGCCUGGGCCACCAAACUGGUAUUGAGAAGGGCAAGACAGCACUUUCAAGAGUUUCACGACAACUCCAAAACCAAAGACAAAGAAAAUCCCGAACCAGAAGGGACAUCUGAGAAACGCCAAGAGAUCCAGGCCAGAUACACCCCCCCCACACAAGGAACCGGGAAAAUCCAACAGUCUGCCGCCACAGAACAACAAAAGCCCUACGAACCAAUACUUUUCAUCGAUGGCGAUCAAUCCAAAAAAGAUGGUUAUAUUAGUUUAUUCGAGGCGGCCUGGAAAGGCGACAUAGACACGAUCAGAAAUCUGACACUUCAAUGGCAAAGUGAGGCUGAAAAGAUACCCCCUCUGAGUUUAGGCGAAAGUGACUGUCUCGGAUUCACACCCUUGCAAAUAGCCAUAUUGCGUGGUCAUUGGGGUAUUACGGAUGAAAUGAUUGAUAUCCUUCAUGCUCAGCACAAGCCCCACAGGCCACAGUAUUGGGAUUGCGGAGACGAGGAUGAUGAGCAAGAGCCACCGCCGUCAGAUGAAGAUUUAAUUUCGUCUGACGAUAGUGAAUUUGAAUUCGACUCUGAGUCGGGGGAGAUGGUUGCUAAGCCACCAAAAUCAGAUCCCGUGAAAUACGUGAAACUACGUUCUUCGCCUCUGACGGUAGCUAUUCUUUCAUCGUGUCCCGCCACUUUAUUCACUGCUCGAUCCCAAGAGAAAGACAAAUUUCGAGUUUGGAGCCAGCCGGAUGGCGUGCAAAUCAUCAUUACUGAUUUUCCCCUUCCCGAAUCUGGCAAAUCUAUCCUCGACCAUGCAGUAUUGGAAAACAAUGUUGAACUUCUGCGAUUUUUGUUAAAUAUGACAAAGAAGAUCGUUAAAAGGGAUCAUCGCCGCCGGAGGCUGGAUUCGGUUCUGUAUCCCUCACUUCUUUUAGCCUUGAAGUUUGGACGAAUUGACUGUGCCAAAAUUCUUAUUCAGGAAUCUGGGGUUGGUCUGUUCGAGCAGGAAAAUCCAUGGAUCGAAGAAGAGUUCUGCCUUGACCGGCAACCAAAAAAUUAUCACAAGUCGCCACUCCUAACCGCUGCCAUGGAAGGAAAUCUCGAAGCUACACGUUGGAUGAUAGGCCCGGAAGCGGUUGAGUCUUUUGUCCAGUUUAUCAAGGCCCACGAAGAAGAUGACCGAGUGCAAAAAUUCGUGGGCUCUGAGGGCAAUAUUGAAAAAUCUGUAUUCGAUUUUCUACAUCACUUUGAUCACCUGGUCAUUCACUGCGCGAUCAAUUCAGAGCCUUGCGAGGAAUCCGAACGACUGAUUCGAUACUUAAUCAGCCAGUACCCCGAAUAUAUAGAAAGGACGACCGAGGAGGGCUAUACACCUUUGAGUCUUGCCUUCUCAUUCCGUCGGCCUCAAUAUGCUCGCAUUCUUAUAGAUGCCGGAGCAAAGCAAACGGUCAAAGACCAUGCUGGGAAUAAUUUGCUUCAUCUUGCUCUUGUUUGCCCUCAGUGGAGCAUGAACGAAGCAAUUGUUUGCCGAAGUGCUGAUCUACUAAAUGAAAUGAUCGAGAUGCUCGAUCCGAACCUUGUUCCUGCCAUGAUUCUGGAGCAAAACAAAGCACAAUGCCAUACGCCACUCAUGCUGUGGAUCGACAGUAGCAGAGAUUCUCAUUCUCAAAAUCCCAUACCACCUACAUUCACCCGUUGGUUGAACCCAGAUUGUGAUGACAAACUUGAAAUCGCCGAAAUUCUCCUUCGGUGUGAUACGUCGGUGAAAAUGGACCUUUUAGAACUUUCUGAUGAUAAAGGCAACCUUCCAAUUCAUGCUACCAUCAGCAAACACUUUACUGGACUUGUGAAACUGAUAUUGGAAUAUCGGCCAGAUCUACUGUGCUGGGAGAAUUCCUUCGGAAAGACGGCGGUCGAUCUUGCCAUUGAGGAAUGGGCUUCUCUACUCUUUAAAAAGGGUGGAGAAGCCAGCCCUUUGGAGAUAACUGCUUGGAUCGAUAGGAAUGAAAGUCUGGUCAAACGAGAUCCCAGCUCCUUCGCCCCCUCUGGAAGUCCUGUUACCUUCUCACCAAUCAAGUCCCACCAUCGCAGUAUUCUUGACAUUUGCCGUGAGCGCUUAGAUCAAACAAAGGGCGAACGGAAAAUCUUUACCCAGCAAACUGCAACUCGGCUUUUGAUCAUGAAAGCUGGCAAACCUCCUUACUGGCAUACCGGUAGACAAUGGCUUUUCUAUAGAGACAAUCGUACUUAA
Molecule: messenger RNA, 3534 nt
Organism: Penicillium manginii
Lineage: Eukaryota; Fungi; Ascomycota; Eurotiomycetes; Eurotiales; Aspergillaceae
Exons: 6
Coding region: 1-3534 (1177 amino acids)
Molecular function (GO): protein binding
Source: RefSeq, a predicted model, not a curated record